AUGGCGGGGGUCACAGUGCUAAUGCGGAAAACUCAAGACUAUGUGAAGACCAAGGAGUUCCGGGAUUACAUAACCAGCACCCACUUCUGGGGUCCGAUGGCCACCUGGGGCCUUCCACUGGCCGCCUUCAAGGAUAUGAAGGCGGCUCCUGACAUCAGCAGCAGCCGCAUGACCACGGCGCUCAUCUUCUACUCCAUGGCUUUCAUGUGCUUUGCCUACCGGGUCCAGCCUCGAAAUUACCUGCUGAUGGCAUGCCAUCUCACCAACGUGGUGGCGCAGAGCAUUCAGGGGAGCCGCUACCUUAAGUACCACUAUGGUGGCGGGGCCAAGGCCAGCAACCCUCCGGCCAAAUAA
Molecule: messenger RNA, 354 nt
Organism: Peromyscus maniculatus bairdii (prairie deer mouse)
Lineage: Eukaryota; Metazoa; Chordata; Mammalia; Rodentia; Cricetidae
Source: RefSeq, a predicted model, not a curated record